Manihot esculenta (cassava) is the source of this 1412-nucleotide messenger RNA. RefSeq lists its product as uncharacterized. The transcript has 4 exons. Bases 365 to 1132 code for a protein of 255 amino acids. Lineage: Eukaryota; Viridiplantae; Streptophyta; Magnoliopsida; Malpighiales; Euphorbiaceae. Gene Ontology annotation, cellular component: mitochondrial matrix. The record is from RefSeq and is a predicted model, not a curated record.
ACUCCAGAAAGGCCACCCUGACCCUGUGGCUCAAACAGAGCUCAACGAGGGCCUGCUUCUGUGGGCUUUGAUGGGCGUGCACGCGCUCCUCGUCCCUGUACAUGAGUCAGUUCAGCUCACUAGUGCGACACGCUCACUGAUGAAAGGGGAAGACGUAGAAACAAAUACCCAAGCAACAAAAGCAGAAAAUACACUAGAAAGCUUGGAUCGAUUUCCCUUUCUCUAUAACAAAUUCUACUAAUCCAAUCCUUUUUAUCUCGAAUUAAUACUGCAGAGGUUCUGCUAAAAGCAAGCUCAACGUAUAAACCCUAAACCCUUAAAAAGCUUCACUUCAUCGGCUCCACACCCAACCCUGAAGAAGGCAAUGGCGUUUUCUGCAAUUAUCCGCAAAUCGGCGUCCAAUUUGGCUCCGGUAGUGAGUCGAAUCAUUCGGAGAGGUCACGGAAAUAACCUAUCUGCCUUCUUCCCCCCAGUCAGCAACCAUACCGGUUAUUCUCACAGAGUACCGUCUGUUGUUCUACAAUACUAUUCUACGGCAAGUGAUGCUAAGAAGCAGAGUUCGACUGAGUUACUUCUCCGAGUCAUUGACUCCGAGAUCAAGGUGGCUCAGGAAACUGAUGAUCACGACCGAGCUGAAGAGCUUCCAAAAGAGUUCCCUUUCAAGAUUGAUGAUAAUGCAGGGCAACAAACUGUAAUUCUGACAAGAGAAUAUGAAGGUGAACUUGUAAAGGUGGAUGUUUUAAUGCCUGAUCUUGUUACAGGGGAAGAAAAUGAAAUUGAUGAUGAAAUUGAUGAUAUUCAGAAACCAGCCCGAUCUAGCAUCCCAUUGGUUGUUACUGUCUCUAAAAGGAGUGGAAUUUCUCUAGAGUUCCAUUGCGUUGCUUAUCCCGACGAGAUUGCAAUUGACAGCUUAUCAGUUAACAAUCUAGAAAGUCAAGAAGAUCAAACUGCAUAUGCAGGGCCUAACUUCCAUGACUUGGAUGAAAAAUUGAGGAAGGCUUUUCACAAGUACCUGGAGAUUAGAGGAAUAAAGCCUAGCACAACCAACUUCCUGCACGAAUACAUGAUCAACAAAGACAGUCGAGAAUUCUUGGGGUGGUUGAAGAAUCUUAAGAAGUUUAUUGAAGCAUAAAUCUUCUGGGACCAAUUUUCACAUGAUUGAAAAGUCUAAAUUUGUAUGAGCAGCUGAAGAAGCUCAGGAAAUUCACAGAAGCAUAAGUCUUUUUGCCCUGCAAACACUGUCAUGGUAACCAGCUUUUAUACCCUUCACCCAUAGCCACCUUGUAGAGUAGCAUCCCAUCGUAAGUUCAUUGAAUUCCAAGAACCAAUGUUGAAAUGACGUCAGUACUGGGAAGUAUAUUUACGUUGUUCUGGCAUAAAUAUUCUUCUAUAGAUUAAUUUGUGUCUUUUAA